Helianthus annuus (common sunflower) is the source of this 555-nucleotide messenger RNA. RefSeq lists its product as uncharacterized. NCBI's taxonomy places the organism in Eukaryota, Viridiplantae, Streptophyta, Magnoliopsida, Asterales, Asteraceae. The transcript has 2 exons. The record is from RefSeq and is a predicted model, not a curated record. Bases 1 to 555 code for a protein of 184 amino acids.
AUGUUUGAUGUCACCCGUGUUGUUCUCAAGGGAAUAAUUGAAGACACGUCUCAUGCUACUGGUUUUCAACGUGGAGAUGCUAAUAUAGCUUACAGUUACUUGCAAUCAUUUGAGUUUGUGCUUGCUCUUCGCUUGAUGAAAGGAGUAAUAGGAAGAACUGAUACACUUUGUCAAGCAUUACAAAAGAAAUCCCAAGACAUCCUUAAUGCAAUGGAGCAUGACAUAGACAUGCCCGAUUUUAGUGUGACAUAUACUUCUACUCGGUAUCGGCCUCGUAAAAAAGAUCUUCAAAUUACAUUUGAACAUUAUUACCGAGUAGAUUUGCUUACAAAGACAUUAGACAGACAACUAUAUGAGCUGGAUAGUAGAUUCAAUGAGCAAGUGAUAGAGUUGUUAUUUCUUAGUGCGACUUUAUGUUCAAAAGAGAUUAAUGUUGAUCAGAUUGUUCUUCUUGGUGAGAAAAAUUAUCUUAAAGAUUUUACAGACAUGAGAGGAAUCAAUUACAUUAUCAAUUGGAGACUUUUCAAGUUGAAAGGACAAAUAAUGCCAAGCUGA